AUGAGGUUAGUCAUUCGAGACGAGAAACUUGCUGCGUCGCAGUACAUCGCCGAAUAUAUCGUAGAUCGCAUUCACAGAUUCGCACCAACACAAGAGCGACCCUUCGUACUCGGACUACCCACUGGUAGCAGUCCAAUCCUCAUAUACAAGAUACUCGUGGAGAAGCACCGCGCAGGCGAGAUCUCGUUCAAGGAUGUCGUCACAUUCAACAUGGAUGAAUACAUUGGCCUCGAUCGCGACCAUCCCGAAAGCUACCACUCGUUCAUGUUCCAGCACUUCUUUGCGCACAUAGACAUCCUGCCAAACAAUAUCAACAUUCUCAAUGGCAACGCCCCAGACCUUGAGGCUGAGUGCGCUGCCUAUGAGGCAAAGAUAAAUUCAGUCGGAGGCAUCGAGCUCUUCCUCGGCGGCAUCGGUGCAGAUGGACACAUCGCGUUCAAUGAGCCUGGAUCGAGUUUGGCAAGCCGCACAAGAGUUAAGACGCUGGCGUAUGAUACAAUCAUUGCGAACUCGAGAUUCUUUAACGACGAUUUGAAUCUUGUACCGAAAAUGGCAUUAACGGUAGGAGUGCAAACGAUCCUUGAGGCCAGAGAAGUAGUCGUCAUUGUGACCGGCGCGCAGAAAGCUCUCGCUCUUCAGAAGUGCAUAGAAGGUGGAGUGAACCACAUGUAUACCCUGUCGGCACUGCAGAUGCAUCCGCACUCUAUGGUCGUAUGCGAUGAAGAUGCCACAUUGGAAUUGCAGGUCAAGACAGUGAAGUACUUCAAGAGCAUCGAACAGGUCGCGAAGCAAUUUGAUAUGGCAGUACGGAUCCCAAAUUCAAUGACGACCCAGGGAACAGCUGUUAAUAUCGCUAUCGAACGACCGAUGCCGAUCGAUGGCAGGGAUAGACAGGACUCGGGUGCGGAGAUGCUCUUCAUUGUGGACGACAAGAAGUUAGCUCCAUCAGCACAUUCCAUAUCGCGAGCGACAACUCCCGAUCUCUUUCCAGAUAGCAUGGGGUCUCGGGUGGCAGGCGUAAUUAGCCGCGCGCCGUCACCAGGCAUACAAGAUCUAUCUUUCGACCGAAUGAGCUCUAGAAUCGAGAGAGGCGCGGUAGUUGUGUAGUCAUAUGUAACAAUUCUCUUCA
Messenger RNA from Parastagonospora nodorum SN15, 1129 nucleotides. RefSeq lists its product as hypothetical. NCBI's taxonomy places the organism in Eukaryota, Fungi, Ascomycota, Dothideomycetes, Pleosporales, Phaeosphaeriaceae. Bases 1 to 1107 code for a protein of 368 amino acids. Gene Ontology annotation, cellular component: cytoplasm. The transcript is spliced from 5 exons. Gene Ontology annotation, biological process: carbohydrate metabolic process; N-acetylglucosamine catabolic process; D-glucosamine catabolic process. The record is from RefSeq and is a predicted model, not a curated record. Gene Ontology annotation, molecular function: identical protein binding; glucosamine-6-phosphate deaminase activity.